Molecule: messenger RNA, 2497 nt
Organism: Culicoides brevitarsis
Lineage: Eukaryota; Metazoa; Arthropoda; Insecta; Diptera; Ceratopogonidae
Product: NCK-interacting protein with SH3 domain
Exons: 4
Coding region: 180-2186 (668 amino acids)
Biological process (GO): endocytosis
Molecular function (GO): protein binding; Arp2/3 complex binding
Source: RefSeq, a predicted model, not a curated record
GGUUCGCGAAAAUAAUUGAUUUUUCGCAGUUGCAAAGCUUGGAAAUCGACAAAAACACCGCCAAAAAGUAGAUUUGUCCUCAAAUCAACGCAAUCAACUGGAGGUUCGGCGAAACAUUUGAAGGUUUGCGUGAAUUUCGAUAAAAUUGUGGUGCACUGAAAAAUUUUUUGCGAAGAAAAAUGGGCGAUUCCAAGGAAGAUUUUAUCGGAGAGGAAAAUUAUGAAAUGCUCAAAAGUUUGUACGAUUUCAAGGCAGUUUAUCCCAAAACCAUUUCCUUUGACGAAGGGGAGUUUUUCAUCAUGCAUCAGACAAGUACUCGCCAACGAAAUUGGUGGCAAGUGGUCAGUAUGAAAGGAAAUAUCGGCUUCGUUCCUUCCAACUACGUGAUGAAGCUAAAAGUUGAACCGUCGUUCAUCGUGGGAUUUUUAGAGUCCAGCAUUGAAUCUUUGAAAUUAACUUCGGAAAAUGACGAAAUUAACGGAAUAAUUUUGCGCGACGAUUUAAUCAAAAGUUUGGAACAACGCAAAAGUCACUUGGAGUACUUAAUCGAGGCCAAAGAGAAUGGCGAACGCAAUCCCAAAGUCGAUAAAAAGAUCGCCAAUGGCAAUAUCAAGAGUGCCACGUACAACGACGGCAAUCUUUCGGACGACUUGCGAAAUGACGUGCGUCACAAACUACCUGAUGAAGUGCCAAGCAACGCAAAAACCCAAAAUUCCAAAGAAAAUCCGCAAAAAAGUACUUUACAAGCGACGCCAUCCGAGCAAAUUGUCUCCCCAAGCCCUCAUGACAACAGUAUCAUGUCGGAAGCGAGCGAAGCGAAUACCACGACAACUACAACAACAACAACGAGCGACGAAAUAACGACAAUUUCCAAGUUGGACAAGCCGAAGAAGCAAAAAACGCCCGAAAUUGAGGCCGAUAUCAAGGAAGAGCCGAAAGAAACGCUCUCCGUUGAGGUCGAAGCACCCGAAGUUUAUGCCAUUCUCGAUGCCAUCCGGAAAAACACGAACCUAAGUCACGACAUGUCAUGUUCCGUCUUACGUGUGGUCCUCUCGGAGCUCGAAGCGAUCCUCCCGAGCAGCAUAACUUCCUAUUUAGAACCUAUCGCGGCACAUUUGGCGGCUAAUUUGCCCGCGCCCGACAACAUGUUGGGCCAAACUCAUGACGCGCAACGCUUAAGAAUCAUUUUUUCCGAACUCGCGGACUAUAAAAAUGAUUCGCAGCAACGAAGCUGGAUGCUGUACGAAGACGAGGCGGAUAUCCGGCGAUAUUUGUCGGAGCUUGUGACCAUUUUGACGGAUGCCGAUCCGAAAAUUUGUCGUCAUGAGAUGUCGUCGGACCAGUAUCAGGCAAUAACGAAUCUCGUGCAAUAUUAUCAGAUGGAAACGAGAUGGUCCAUAAGGAAAUUGCUCCUUAAGGCUUUUACGGCGAUGUCCCAUCUCGACUAUAUCGCCGUCGAUAUUUUACUUAAUUCGGUGCUGCCCAUGGAACUGAUCCAAGAUAUGUUGUCAAAUCCGAAAAAUGUCGAUUUGCUGCAAUCGCUUGCCAAUAUGCUCACAAUUAUUUUCUCCAUUGGCCGGAAAUUGCCGGUAAAUCAUCAGGAACAUCUUCGUUCGGAGUUUAUUUCGUUCAUAAUUAAUCUCAUUGAGAACCCUGUCGAUAUGGAAUUCCAGGAAAUUAUGGACGACUUGAUUUAUUUGAUUCUCUCGUUCAACUUGCAGUUCACCGAUGCCGACGAUAAUGUCGUUAUCGAAGCCAUGCAGCAAUUACAAUGUGCCAAAAAUUUCACCGAAAAGAUCCUUUUGCUCAUAAAUCGCGAAAGUGAUCCGGUGGCGUUGCUGAAACACACUCAGCCGCCCAUCAAUUCGGUCGUCAAAAUGUUCAUCGACAUGUACAAUUUGCCCGUUACCGCAGCCCUCUUUUACACGAACGACAACAAAGUCCUCAUCGACAUCAUAGUGCGUCAAUUAUCCGAUUUACCAGCGGGAGAAAUGAUUCGUCGACAUUAUUUGGAGCUGGCACGUCGCAUAAUCCGCAAUACCAACUACAGCGAACAGCAGCAUCGCAAACAGGAGUUACUCAAGAUUUUUACGAGAAUUUUCUGCGAAGACACGGAAAUUAGUGGCGGGGAUCAGCAAGUUUGUCGUGAGAUUGCAAACGAGUUUCCGCAGAUUUUUAAGGCCUAAAGAGCGAGCGAGGUUGGUAGAGAAGAAGAAGAAAAAAUUUUUUCUAAGUGUUUUUGUAGAACUAGAACAUGGCAGCAGGUUGAAAAAAAAACGCACAGAAGUCUCGAAAAAGAGGUAAGAUUUUUUUGUUCAUUCCUGAAAAUGAAAUCAUUUCCAAAUAAUUCCAUUUUAUGAUAAAUUAAUUUUAAGUCGAAUGCCAAAGACAGUAUUAAAGUCAACAGAAACUCUCCGUUUUACUUUUAAAAAAAUAUUAUUAAAGCAGUUUUAAAUUAAAUUUUGUGAUCAAUUGAAACAUUUUUACUCAUUGCAUC